AUGGAUGAGCUUGAUGCUCACAGCAAAUAUGAGAAUGACUCGAUACUUCAUAUAAUCGAACAGCUGAGUAGGCAUUUAUUUCUAUACUCAGUAUGUACAAGAUCAGAUUGCAGAGCUGAGUGCCUCAGGCGGCACAACGUCAUUCCGUUACCGGGUGGGGGUUUUUGGCGCCAGAGCAACCUCGUCAACAAACGUUUCUUUGCCCACAUGUGCAAGCUGCAAAACACCCGACAUGACAUCGUGAGUUCGCCGGUCGCACAAAAAGUGCAGACUCUUUGGAAGCUUACUAACCUCUUCUGCUCCAGCAAUAUUCUACAGCUUCCGUUUCGUCGCUCCCACGCUGUCUCCCUGUCGGAUGCAAUCACGCAGUACAUUUCUUCCAAAUAUGACCAGCGCCCUGAUAUGUUCGCUGAUGAUCUGAUAAUUAUCGAUCGUCUGCGAACCGAGGCUAUCAAUGUACAAGAGCCGCAUAUUAGCGGCAUUAGUCGACUGGUCACAUAUGCGGCGCAGUUGAAAUGGCUCGGCGGGAAGUUCCCGGUUGAUGUUGGCGUCGACUUUGCAUGGUAUCCGGCAUUCGGGUUCAACGCCUCGCGACCUGUAUCGCAGAAUAACCUUCGCUUUGAACUGGCCAAUGUGCUUUUUAACCUCGCCGCCCUAUACUCCCAACUUGCCUAUUCAGUGAACCGCACGACCGCGGAUGGCCUCAAGCAAGCUUGUAACUACUCUUGCCAAGCGGCUGGAGUCUUGAGCCACCUACGCAAGGAUAUUCUUCCCGACCUUCGCACCUCGCCCCCAGAAGAUAUGGAUGACAUGACCCUGCAGAGCUUGGAACAGCUGUUGCUCGCACAGGGCCAAGAGUGCUUCUGGCAGAAGGCUGUGAAGGACGGACUGAAAGAUCUUUCGAUUGCGAAACUUGCAGCCAAAGUAUCCGACUUUUAUGGCGAUGCAGGGGAAUUCGCUGUCAAGUCAAACGCAAUCAGUACCGAAUGGAUCCACCACAUGACUGCCAAAAACUAUCACUUUGCAGGAGCGGCACAAUUCCGCCAGGCACUCGAUUGUCUGGAAAAGCGCAAGUAUGGAGAGGAGGUUGCACGACUACGCGAUGGCUUGAAUUGUGUCAAAGAAGGCCUGAAAGAAUCACAGUGGAUUAAUCGGACCGUGCUAGGUGAUUUGAACGGCCUCAAGAGCAAGGUGACCGAGGAUUUGAAACGAGCGGAGAAGGAUAACGAUGUGAUUUAUUUAAAUCCUGUGCCUACAAAGUCCGAGCUCAAGUCUAUUGAACGCGCUAGUAUGGUUGCUUCCAAGGCCCCAUCACAAGUCACAGAUGCCAUAUCCAUGCUUGGAAGCGAUGGCCCACUUGGUCAGCCACUUUUCGCGAGACUGGUUCCCUAUGCGGUACACAUUGCGGCUAGCAUCUACUCCGAUCGCCGAGAUCGACUGAUCAAUGAAAGCUUGAUUGGAGAGUUGGAGUCUAUGACUGAUAAGCUUCGGGAUCUGUUGUCUUCAUUGAACUUACCAGGUUCUUUGCAAGCUUUGGAGAAGCCACUAGGGCUUCCGCCAACGUUGGUCUCACAUGCAGAGGAGAUGCGCCAGCAAGAUGGGCUCAAUCGUCUGCGACGCUCCGUCGAGGACACUGCAAAGGUCAAGGCCAAUGACGUGACCAUUUACAAUGAAGGCGUUGAACUUUUGGCCGCCGAAAAGGCCGAGGACGAUGCUGCACUCCGCAAAUAUGGCACUGAUCGAUGGAACCGGCCAACAUCGGAGAAAGCGGCUCCCAAAAUCUACAAUACCUCAAAAGAGAUCAGCGGCUAUUUCACAUCCGCACACAGUAGCGAUGAGCUUGUCAACCGCAAGCUCCAGGAUUCUGAGUCUGUAUUUCUUGUUCUCACGGGGACAAAUCGAGAUCUGGAGUCCUACGUCCCUAGUAGCCGCAGGGCCACUAUACCACCAGAGCUGGAAAGGGAGUCUAUCAAGCUGCGGAGUUGCUUGAGUGAGGUGAGUCGGAUGGAAAACCGGCGACGCCGACGAAUUCAGGCGUUGAAGGAGAAAGGCCGUGCCGAUGAUAUUCAUCCGGCCCUUUUGAAGGAAACCGCCCGGUUGGAACGUGAGUUUCCCAUGCAGGCCAUCCAAGCAAGUCAGUUCGAGGACCUGUUUGAGGAGCAUUUGCGAUACUAUGACUCCGAUCGGCAGAUGUUAGUUCAAGAACAGACGGAGCAAGAGCAGAUUGAGGAACAGGUGCGAGAGGCCAACAGAGCCUUCACACGAGCGCACAAAGGAGAUACCUCCACAAAGGAGCGGGAAACUGCCCUACAGGAUCUGGAAAACGGAUACCUGAAGUAUAAAGAGAUUAUCUCAAAUCUCGAGGUUGGGCGCAAGUUCUACAACGACCUGGCCAAGAUUGUGAGCCGAUUCCGCGAUGAUGCGAAGGCAUUUGUGCAUCAGCGACGAAUGGAGGCUAGUCAAUUGGAAGCUGAAAUCUCGAACGUCACCGCCAUGUCGUCUCUACACAUUUCCCAGCCUCAUUUACGUCAAUCUACCCACCAGGCGUCUCGUACCCACCACGUCCCUACAUAUGCGGCCCCUCCGCCCUCCCAGCCCCCAUCCCAACCACCUCCCCCGGUCCACGUCCGAUCCCCGGAACCCUCAGCGCCACUCACAGCGCCUCAACCCCUGCGCGCGGCGGUUCCUCCUCCUUCCGUUCCUACACCUGGGAUGUGGUCUCCUAAUAUGGGGAUCCGAUUUGAUUCUGCCGGCGCACCACCAGGCAUGGCCCCAAACGCUGGCCCAGGUGCAGUUCCUGCACCGGCCCCUCGUGCGCAACCUGGCACCUGGGAUCCUAGCCAAGGAGUCCGGUUUUCUUAA
Messenger RNA from Penicillium odoratum, 2862 nucleotides. Its product is annotated as putative pH signal transduction protein PalA. Gene Ontology annotation, cellular component: endosome. The record is from RefSeq and is a predicted model, not a curated record. Lineage: Eukaryota; Fungi; Ascomycota; Eurotiomycetes; Eurotiales; Aspergillaceae. The transcript has 7 exons. The coding region runs from base 1 to 2862 and encodes 953 amino acids. Gene Ontology annotation, molecular function: protein binding.